Micropterus salmoides (largemouth bass) is the source of this 5582-nucleotide messenger RNA. It is a transcript of the gene ube4a, whose product is annotated as ubiquitination factor E4A (UFD2 homolog, yeast). Bases 153 to 3383 code for a protein of 1076 amino acids. Gene Ontology annotation, molecular function: ubiquitin-ubiquitin ligase activity. The transcript has 20 exons. The record is from RefSeq and is a predicted model, not a curated record. Lineage: Eukaryota; Metazoa; Chordata; Actinopteri; Centrarchiformes; Centrarchidae. Gene Ontology annotation, cellular component: ubiquitin ligase complex; cytoplasm; nucleus. Gene Ontology annotation, biological process: protein polyubiquitination.
AAAGAAUACUCUCCGUCUCAUUUUGAUGACGUUUACAAUUUCAAUUUACUGAGGUACUGCUCCUGGUUUCGUAGAAGCAAUUAUUAAAAUCAAAAAAAGACACUUCAAACAGGCUGGGAUCUUGGAUGGAGUGAUUGUUGAGCCCCAGUGAGAUGACUGACCAGGGCAACAACAACCAAAACAUCUCCUGCAACCCCUUCGCGGCUCUCUUCAGCUCACUGGCUGAUGCUAAGCAGUUUGCAUCAGGCCAGAAAUCAGAACAACUGUCUGCAGAACCACCAUUGGAGGACUCAGGAGAGAGCCAGUCAGAGUCAGAAAACUCUGUGUCAGACAGCGUUGAUGACAAUGACGACUCAGUGGCAGAGAUCAGCCGCUCUUUCCGCUCCCGGCAGGAGCUGUGCGAACAGCUCAAUGUCAAUCACAUGAUCCAGCGUAUAUUUCUCAUGACUCUGGACAACAGUGACCCCAGUCUGAGAGGAGGUAAUGGGAUCCCUCCUCGUUGUGUUUACCUGGAAGAGAUGGCUGCAGAUCUGGAUGGACAGGACUGGCUGGACAUGGACAACAUAGAACAGGCUCUGUUUAACCGUCUGCUGCUGCCAGAGCCAGGAAACCUCCUCAUCUACAUGACGUCAUGCAGCGCUGUUAACCUGUCUGCUGACCGUGAUGCUGGAGAGAAGUGUGCAAUCCCUUACCUUUUUGCUUGUUACCAAAGGGCCAAAGAAGAGGUGACAAAGGUACCAGAGAAAUUACUGCCCUUUGCUCUCCGCUGUAAGAACCUGACAGUUUCUAACACACGGACAGUUCUGCUCACCCCGGAGAUCUACAUCAGCCAGAAUGUCUACGAACAGCUUCUUGACCUUCUGCUGGAAGCUUUCAGCAGAGCACAACCAGAGGAGGUGAUAGAGUUUGUGGAAGAAGUCAUUGCUGGCCUACUCUCCGACCAGGAGGUGCGUACCUUCGCGGAGGUGAUAGUGCCAGUGUUUGAUAUCUUCCAGGGACGCAUCAAAGAUUUGGACCUGUGCCAGCCUCUCCUCUACUUCUACCUAGAAGUUCUGCUCUAUUUCAGCCACAAUAAAGAGACUGCCAAGGUAUUGGUAGAACACAUUCAGCCCAAAGACCCAGCUAAUGGUUUACAGUACCAGAAGAGCCUACUGGGGGCAGUGUUGAGUAUCUCCUGCUUAUUAAAAAACCCAGGUGUGGUGGAGGGACAUCGCUACUUCCUGAACCCCUCCCGCUCCAGUGCCCAGGAGACAAAGGUCCAGGAGGCCAACAUCCACCAGUUUAUGGGCCAGUUUCAUGACAAGUUGCACCAGAUCUUUAAAAACCUGCUCCAGCGAUCUGGUGAGACACGCCACUUGCUGCUCUCGUGGUUGGGCAGCUGUCUGCAGGCUAACGCCGGCCGGGCCAAGAUCUGGGCCAAUCAGAUGCCAGAGAUCUUCCAGAUGUAUGCGUCAGAUGCGUUCUUCUUAAACUUGGGUGCAGCGCUGCUGAAGCUGUGCCAGCCCUUUUGCAGGCCUCGGUCGCCCAAACUGCUCACUUUCAACCCUACCUACUGCUCCCUUAAAGAGCUGAGCGAAGAGGAGAGGCGCAAUCGCAAUGUGCACGCAAGAGGUCUCGACAAGGAAACCUGUCUGAUCCCUCUGCCCCCUCAGCAGGCGGUGGAGUCUGCGCAGUCCUACAGCUUGCUGACUGAAAACCUUGUCCUCACACAACUCACCCUGCAUCUUGGCUUCCAUAGACUCCAUGAGCAGAUGGUGAAGAUGAACCAGAGUCUCCACCGGCUCCAGGUGACGUGGCAGGAGGCCCAGCGAACAGGCAACCCAAUGUCGGAGCAGCUCCUGGAGCAGUUUGAGCGUCUAAUGAUUGUUUAUCUGUCAACCAAAGCUGCCACUACGCAGCCUGCCAUGCUGCAAUGCUGCCUUAACCUCCAAGCUUCCACAGGUGCUCUGCUGGUUCAGCUUGGCAUGGGAAACCAGGGGCCUGAACAUGUAGCACUCAGUUUUCCCCUGCCCCCCCUACAGAAUAAUAUGCUCUGCUAUGUACCAGAGUUUUUUGCGGAGAUCAUGGGAGAUUUUUUCAUCUUCCUGCGUCGAUUUGCAGACGAUGUUUUGGAGACGUCUGCAGAAAGUCUGGAGCAGAUUCUUAACUUCAUCACUGUCUUCAUGGGUAACGUAGAGAGGAUGAAGAACCCUCAUUUGAGAGCAAAGCUAGCAGAGGUCUUAGAGGCAGUGAUGCCCCACAUGGAGCCGGUGGCUCCUGGCGCUGUUCAGCCAAUCGUGUUCCAGCGAGAGAGAGUCUUCUGCUCCUAUAGACAUGCACCUCAGCUGGCCGAGGCCCUCAUCACUGUUUUUGUCGACAUCGAAUUCACAGGUGAUCCUCAUCAGUUUGAACAGAAAUUCAACUACAGAAGACCCAUGUAUCCCAUCCUCAAGUACAUGUGGGGCAAAGAGAACUAUAGAGAGAGUGUCAAGCAUUUGGCGAACUAUGCAUCUGAGAACCUGGAGGCCAUGAACCCCCCUCUGUUCCUCAGGUUCCUCAACUUACUGAUGAACGAUGCCAUCUUCCUACUAGAUGAGGCCAUUCAGUACCUGAGUAAAAUCAAGAUUCUGCAGCUGGAGCGGGAUCGAGGCGAGUGGGAAGGCCUGGCCCCCGAUGCCCGAAGAGAGAAGGAGUCAAGCCUGCAGAUGUUGGGACAGCUGGGCCGCUUCCACAACAUCAUGUCUAAUGAGACCAUCGGCACACUGGCCUUCCUCACCUCAGAGAUCAGGGGGAUCUUUGUGCACCCCUUCCUUGCUGAGAGGAUCAUCUCCAUGCUGAACUACUUCCUGCAGCACCUUGUGGGUCCUAAGAUGGGCGCCCUUAAAGUCAAGGACUUCAGUGAGUUUGACUUCAAGCCCCAGCAGCUUGUUUCUGACAUCUGCACCAUCUACCUGAAUCUGGGUGAUGAGGAGAAUUUUUGUGCUACAGUUCCAAAGGAUGGACGAUCGUACUCUCCUACCCUCUUCUCCCAAACAGUUAGGGUACUGAAGAAGAUAAACAAGCCUGGGGACAUGAUUGUGGCUUUUGGACUUCUUGCUGACAAAAUAAAGUCCCAUGCAGACAGGCAGCAGCAGGAAGAGGAGACGUACUCCGAUGCCCCAGAUGAGUUCUUGGAUCCCAUCAUGUCCACUCUGAUGCUGGAUCCUGUUCUCCUCCCUUCUUCCAAUGUCACAGUUGACCGCUCAACUAUAGCAAGGCAUCUCCUCAGUGACCAGACAGACCCUUUCAACCGCAGUCCUCUAACCAUGGACCAGAUCAGGCCAAACGAGGAACUCAAACAGCAGAUCUUGCAGUGGCUGGAUAAGCAUAAGCAGGAGAGGCUGCAGCUGGGACCCAGUGGCUAGCCGUGAUCCCUCGCUACGAUAAACAUUGACUGCAUCGUUGUUUUCUCUCUUGGCUCACAUUUUGCGUGCUCCUGUGCUUCUUGGCUAAUCCAUGGUGUGCUUGCCUCUGUGGAUUUCCUCUGACUUCUCCGGUCCGACUAACAUUGCAUUAGCCUUUUCACGCAGACUUUGUGCUCUGUGGAUUCUCUCUGCGCCAAAAGUCCAGGCAAACUGUAGCCCACCGGCUGGUGACAACUUCAAAAUCCAUGCACAGUAGCUAUUUGACUCCCAUGAUGCCCUACAUUAACAAUAGUAGGGUGAUUCAACCUCUGGUUCCUCUCUCCCUGAAUACUAUGUAUUAAUUGGUUAUUUUUGGUUAUUAUUACAAUCGGAACUCUGGCCAGACGUUAUCAGUUUCAACAUGACUUGUUGAAUCUAUUAUACGAACUCUUCACUGACCAGGUUUUAUACUGCAAGGUAAGUAUUUCUGGGAACUCUUAAGGCAGAACAUGGAUGGAAUUGUUUAUGAUUUGACCUUGAUUUCACAUUAAGCUCUGCCUUUUAAAGAUCUUAAACACCCUAUAUUUUAAUGCUUUUGGUUGAAUCUCAAGCAGAAUUGUAAAUAAAAUUAGCAAUUCAGUCAGGCAUAGCUCAAACUGAAUUUAAUUGUGUGUGACUUUAUUUUAUUGGAAAUAAUCUAGAUUUACUUGGAGAUGCUCAAAAUCUUUUUCACUGUAAUAAUACACCUGUAGCACAAAACCAUACUGUGAAAUCUGCAUUUGAACAUGUAUAGAUAAAUCUGUGAUUCAAGUGCACCUGCCUUUAAUGAAGCACUAAAUAAAGACCCUGUUAGGAUCUGAGAGCUUGCUAAUUAAUAGGUUGUUGGAUAUAAGGAUUUAAAGUGCUUCAGUCACUAUACAAUAUUUACACAAAUUUGAAGCAUAUUUUGGGAUGUAGUACACAUUCACACACACAUGUAAAAUUAAGUCUACCUAAAAAUGCCAGAAUGCAUACUAAAAUUAUUGUUAAGCGUGCCAUUGAUAGACACUUAUUGCAAUGCAGAGUGAAAUUGGAGAGGAGCUGCUCACUGCAGUUACCAAUCAAUACGUAUUCACAGUGGGCAAAAGCAGACUCUCUUGAAAAGCAAACAAAGAAAUAAUGUAGUAAUAAAGUGUUAAAUCCUUGGGAAAACAUUUAACAAUUUGUCUCAAUGGAAAAAUGUAAAAUUGUCCCAGAUUUGAGAAAGCUCCCUUCAGAGCUAAUGAUCAACUCUUUUUCACCAGCUGAGUAGUACUCCUAAUGUCAAGUAAGUUGAUCCCUGUGUGUAAAAUCUGUGAAUUGCCCCUUUAAGACACUCAGUAGGGAUCAAGGGCAGCAGGUGACUGGUCCUGACACAAAAAGGCAAGAAGAUACUAUUAAAAGGCUGUUUUUGAUUUUGCAAACUGGAAAAACACAGUGGCUGUUGUGAAAAAAGUCUGACUGAAUAAUGGGUAAAAAAUACGCCAUGCUUCAUAAUAUAUCUACAAUGCCUAGUUUUAAUAAAAAUGUAGUGGUGAAAACAUUAUUUUGCUAAAUGAAUUGUGGCUUGGUUAUCUCCAAUAACAUUAAAAAUCACAAUAUCAUGUCUAUUCAUAUAAACUCCUCAUAUGACCCUUUUUCUUGAGAUUGAACCAAAACAAAUGCCAAAAUAUACAACCAUUUUUGCGCGGCAGUGUAUAUAAUAAUUUUUGUCAUCCUUUGAAUUAACAUCCAUCCAUCCAUUUGAAUAACUAUCCUGUAUCUGGAGUUUUUGCAUAGUGAAUUAACGUGGGCAAACAGUUGAUCAAUAGAAUCGGUGCCUAAAACCAAGAGCCUUGCAGUAAAUGUCAGCGAAUGAGGAUCUGACUUGUUUCAUACUCUUAAGAGACAUAAUUAUGAGUUUGUUUCUUUAGGGCAUACAGGGAGCUGUGGGUAGAAUAGAAGGAAAAAGAUGACCAGUUUUUUGAGUAGCUUUUUGAAUUAAUUUAAUUCAGAAUCACGUGUGGUUGUACAACAUGGCAAAAUGUGAGAGAUGAUGUAUUUGUUGGCAUGCCCGCAUACUGUAUGUUGAAUAUCUACCACCUGAAUGAUUAGAUGGGGUUAAAUUAUAAUGCAAUAUUUUUAUUUUAAUUGUGAUUAUAAAAUGUUUAUUUUGGAUGUACAGUAUGAUUAAGAAAUAAAACAAAUGUGCGUUAUAUAAGA